This is a messenger RNA of Lycium ferocissimum, 1994 nucleotides long. RefSeq names its product sodium transporter HKT1-like. The record is from RefSeq and is a predicted model, not a curated record. The coding region runs from base 97 to 1746 and encodes 549 amino acids. Gene Ontology annotation, biological process: transmembrane transport; monoatomic cation transport. Gene Ontology annotation, cellular component: plasma membrane. Lineage: Eukaryota; Viridiplantae; Streptophyta; Magnoliopsida; Solanales; Solanaceae. The transcript is spliced from 3 exons. Gene Ontology annotation, molecular function: monoatomic cation transmembrane transporter activity.
UCAUUUACCCUUAUAAAUACCGUACUACUCAAAUCCAAGAUCUUCACAAUCCAAAGUAAGAAAAGGUGUUUGUAGUUUUUCUUUGAGUCUAGAAAAAUGAGUGCCUUCUCUUAUUAUGGAAAGAAGCUACAACAUCUUUGUAGGGGUUUAUUUCUGUAUGUUGCUUGUUUGUGUCAAUCAACAUGUUUCCUCAUUUCUUGCUUCCAUAAAUCCAUUCUAUUUAGAGUGCACAAGUUUUUUGUACAACUCUUUUACUUCAUCUUGAUUUCCCUUUUUGGUUUUUGGAUUCUUAACAUCUUGCAACCAAGGAGUGAUUUUACACCUAGGAAUUUAGACUUGUUUUUCACUUCUGUUUCUGCUGUAACUGUCUCAAGUAUGUCCACUGUUGAAAUGGAAGUCUUUUCCAAUUCACAACUUAUUCUUUUAACAUUUUUAAUGCUUGUAGGUGGUGAGAUCUUCACUUCCAUGCUUGGACUUCAUUUAAUUAGACCUAAGUUUAAGCCAUGGAGAAAAAGUAGCAAAAUUGAGUCUGUACUUAGUAGUACUACUUCUUCUCCAAGAAACUCAAAUUUUAGUAUCGACGAUAUUGAGUUGGACAUCGUAGUAGUACCUGAUUCCCCAAGACCCAAUGACUCAUCAGAAAAAGAUGAAUUUCAAGAUGAUUUUGGGUCAACAUUAGAUAGACAAACUCUCAAGUACCAAUCUAUUAAAUUCCUAGGGGUUGUAACAUUAGUUUAUCUUGCAGUCAUCAACAUUAUUGGUAUCUCAUCGGUUCUAGUGUACUUUGCCUGUGUUUCAAGUGCAAAAGAUGUACUAAGAAAUAAGGGGCUAAAAACCUUCACUUUCGCGAUUUUCACGGUUGUUUCAACCUUUGUUAGUUGUGGUUUUGUUCCAACGAACGAAAACAUGAUGGUAUUUAGCAAGAAUUCAGGCCUUCUUUUGAUUCUAAUACCUCAAGUCCUUUUUGGAAACACAUUGUAUCCAACAUUUUUGAGACUUUCUAUUUGGUUCUCGGGAAAAUUCUUCAAGAAAAAUGAAGCUAAAUAUUUGUUGAAACGUUCAAGAGAUAUAGGACAUCUCCACUUGCUUCCUAGCCAACAUUCAAGAUUAUUAGCGGUUACAGUGUUUGGAUUCAUUAUGGUGCAAUUCAUUUUGUUUUGCUCUUUAGAAUGGAAAUCUUCAGUUCUAAAUGGACUAAAUAGUUACCAGAAAGUAGUGGGAUCAUUGUUUCAAGUUGUGAAUGCAAGACAUACAGGGGAAACCAUUGUUGAUAUCUCAACUGUUGCCCCAGCUAUGUUGGUGGUGUUCAUAGUAAUGAUGUAUCUUCCUCCAUAUACAUCAUAUGUUCCAUUUCAAGGUGCUGAUGAGAAUCCAGAAGAAGCUAUUGGGGAAUCUAAAGGAAGAGGAAAAAUUGCAGAAAAUCUCAUACUUUCCCAACUUUCUUACCUAGUCUUCUUCAUUGUUCUUAUUUGCAUCAUAGAAAGGAAAAAGAUGAAAGAUGAUCCACUCAACUUUAAUGUGUUGAAUAUCACUCUUGAAGUCAUAAGUGCAUAUGGAAAUGUUGGUUUCUCAACAGGAUAUAGUUGUGAUCGGUUAAUAAAUCCAGAUCCAACUUGUAAGAAUAAAUCGUACGGAUUUGUAGGGAAAUGGAGUGAUGAAGGUAAAAUUAUUAUCAUUAUUGUCAUGUUUUUCGGAAGACUGAAGAAAUUCAAUAUGCAAGGGGGAAAAGCCUGGAAGCUCUUGUAAUUGGAUAAACGAAAUGGCACCCACUGCUUUUCGUGAAAACAUAAUUUGGAAGUACUAUACAUAUUAAUAUAGUAAUUUUCUGAAUGUCCCUUUGUAAUAUAAGAAAAAUAGCCAAAUGUAUAUAUUAUGCAAAUCUACUUCUGUCAUUUUCUAUUUUCUUUUUGUCAAAAAUGAAAGUACAUAUCUAGUUCUUUUUUUUUUCUUUGGUUGUAAUUCUCCUUUGUCCAAAUAAUAAAUUUCUUCACUCA